CACAUAGAAGGGGCCAAGCAUGGCUUGCAAAGAACAGAAAAUUGUCCUUAUAACAGGUUGCUCUACAGGAAUCGGUCUCGCUCUCGCAAUACAACUAGCCAAGGAUACCAAGGAGCGCUACCAUGUAAUUGCUACUAUGAGAGACCUGCAGAAGAAAGCAAAGCUGGAAGAAAUGGCAGGAGAUGCACUGAACAAAACCCUGAGCAUUAAACAGCUAGAUGUGUGCAGUGACGAAUCUGUGACCACGUGCCUUAAUAGUAUUCAGGAUGGCAGAGUCGAUGUGCUAAUCAACAAUGCUGGUAUUGGACAAAUAGGUCCCUUGGAGAGCUUGAGUGUCAGUGAAAUGAAAAAAGUCUUUGAAACCAACUUUUUUGGAGCAGUACGGAUGAUCAAAGCCAUCCUGCCAGAAAUGAAAAGAAGGAAGAGCGGCCAUAUUGUUGUGAUGAGUAGUGUCAUGGGACUAUCAGGUGUUGUAUUCAACGACGUGUACUCUGCUUCCAAAUUUGCCAUAGAAGGAUUUUGUGAAAGCCUGGCUGUUCAGCUCCUGAAGUUUAACAUCUUUGUGUCUCUAAUUGAACCAGGUCCUGUGAAUACAGAGUUUGAGGCAAAACUCAUGGAGGAAGUAUCCCGCUCAGAAUUCCCUGAGACGGAUCCAGAAACAGUUCAUUAUUUCAAAGAUGUUUACAUGCCUGCAUCACAUGAAAUCUUUGCAACAAUGGGACAAACUCCUCAAGAAGUUGCAAAGGCAGUUGUAAAAGUGCUAAAUAUGUCACAGCCAGUAUUCCGGCACCUAACCAACCCUCUCUACACACCAUUGAUAGCUCUGAAGUAUGCUGACAACACCGGGGAACUUUCUGUUAGAACAUUCUACAACCUGCUCUUCAACUAUGGCAGUCUCUUCCACAUCAGCCUCAGUCUGCUGAGAUGCAUGACUUGUAACUGUUUCCGAAGAAGGACAGUUUCACCAAGCUAAGCAAAACACAAAACAUGAACCUAGAAGUCUGCACCAAAGUCAAACAAUGCUGAAGUUGUACACAACUUUAAUAAAAUGUUUCUAAUACAAAAGCUCUUUUCAGAACCAUCUACAUAUCCUUAGCAGUGUAUUAA
This is a messenger RNA of Protopterus annectens (West African lungfish), 1107 nucleotides long. It is a transcript of the gene RDH8, whose product is annotated as retinol dehydrogenase 8. The record is from RefSeq and is a predicted model, not a curated record. The coding region runs from base 20 to 973 and encodes 317 amino acids. Gene Ontology annotation, cellular component: cytoplasm. Gene Ontology annotation, biological process: estrogen biosynthetic process. Gene Ontology annotation, molecular function: estradiol 17-beta-dehydrogenase [NAD(P)+] activity. Lineage: Eukaryota; Metazoa; Chordata; Ceratodontiformes; Protopteridae. The transcript is spliced from 6 exons.